Molecule: messenger RNA, 783 nt
Organism: Drosophila rhopaloa
Lineage: Eukaryota; Metazoa; Arthropoda; Insecta; Diptera; Drosophilidae
Product: sodium/potassium-transporting ATPase subunit alpha-A
Exons: 2
Coding region: 19-783 (254 amino acids)
Biological process (GO): intracellular potassium ion homeostasis; proton transmembrane transport; potassium ion import across plasma membrane
Molecular function (GO): P-type sodium:potassium-exchanging transporter activity
Source: RefSeq, a predicted model, not a curated record
CUAGAGUUUUCCGUAAACAUGGUGCUCUGGCGAAAACAGAUCUCGAAAUGGAUUGGUUGGUGUAGGUGUUGUAGGCGCAAAGGAAAGAAAAAGGUAAAGGAGGGAGUGCGUCAGACGGAAAAUGAAUUGUGGCUGGAGUACUUCGGCCCAUAUCUGCACAUCUGGCCAUUUUACGAGCUCUGCGCCAGAUUGGAGACGAAUGUCCCUCAGGGUCUAACCGCCGAGGUGGCGGCCAAAAAGCUAGCACGGAAUGGCAAGAAUGUCCUGCCGCUUCCCCUUCAACAGGAUGUGCGGUAUUGGAAAUUCCUAAAGGACUGCUUCAGCAUCUUGGGCAUCUUCACUCUGCUGUGUUCCCUGGCCUGUUUUACCAUAUACUUUGUAUAUGAAACCCACUACAAUCAGAAAGAAAAAACCGAUCCGGAGUUUCUAAUAGUCGGAAUGUUUCUGUUCUUCAGUUUCCUUCUCGCAGGACUCGUGAUACAUUUGCAAAGCGACGAUAACGAGGAGAUGGUCGUGGCCUUCGAUGAGCUGAUGCCCAUGUACUGCACUGUGAUCCGGGAUGGCGAAAAGGAAAUCAUCCUCACCCAGGACGUGGUCAUUGGUGACAUAGUGCCAAUCAGCUAUGGACAGCGACUCCCUGCCGAUCUCCGAAUCUUCAGCUCCUCGGGUCUGGAGGUGAACAAUGUGGCCCUGACUGGAUACUCAAAGCCCGUGAUUGUCACUCCAUUGUCGAAUGAGGGACGGCAGCGAUUCUCCCGAAUUGAAUACCUUCAGGACCUAUAA